Messenger RNA from Peromyscus leucopus (white-footed mouse), 1966 nucleotides. It is a transcript of the gene Diablo, whose product is annotated as diablo IAP-binding mitochondrial protein. Bases 1187 to 1687 code for a protein of 166 amino acids. Gene Ontology annotation, biological process: intrinsic apoptotic signaling pathway in response to oxidative stress; neuron apoptotic process. The record is from RefSeq and is a predicted model, not a curated record. Gene Ontology annotation, cellular component: mitochondrion. NCBI's taxonomy places the organism in Eukaryota, Metazoa, Chordata, Mammalia, Rodentia, Cricetidae. The transcript is spliced from 5 exons.
UAAAGUGACAUUUAUUUUGUGUGGUGGGUGACCCAUCAGGACAGCUGCAGGGGUUGGCUCUGGGGGUGAACGGCAGCCGAGUGCCUUCUUAGCAGCUGAGCCCCCAGGGUUCUCUGUUUUUCUCUGAGAGUUGUGGGGUUUGCCCUCUUCUCUGCAUCCCGGGUACUCGUCAGUUCUGGGCCACAGGACUAGAGCUCUGCAGUCACGCUCCUGCAGCAGCCUCUGCUCUUCCAAACUCCCACGACUCCAUUACAUGCUGCGGACAGAGCCAGGCUGUAUCCAGUUCGGCCUGCACCCCGGGACCCUAACCAGCCUCCUUUCUCUGUGCCCACCGGCCUUUCGGUCCCUUCCUUCCAAGGACCUCAGAGUCUUAGCUCCUCCAGUGCCAAGUCCGUCCCGUUAGACCCUUCCUCAGUUUUGUUCACAGGUUUCAGAGAAAGUCUGCUUUGAGGUUUAACUAGGGAUGUGAUUUCUAGAGAAAGUUACCUGGCUGUUCUGUGCGUGGAUUCCAUCGUCUGUAAAAAGUAGUGGGGCUCACACCGGAAAUGAGUGAAAACACAUUGUAAAGUUAGCAUUGUUACACUCAGGUUUUCAAGGUGCUAUCUCAACAUUUCCCUUAUGAGCAGAGUUGUCCAUCUGUGUACUCUUCAGUUUGAGGUAUGUAUGAAAUGUAGAUAUGAUGAAAUCCUUGAUUUAGUCACGUAUUAAAAAAACUUUCAUAGUCAUGCUGCUUUUAACAGUUAUUCUGGGGUUUUACACUCCAUGCAGCAAAACCAAGACAGUAAGUAAGUAGAUGACAGAGCAGUUGGCUUUGAGACAGCAAGGUCUCUGUCGAGGAGGAAGAAAGGUUAUUUAGCUGAUGAGCCACGGGUUUUUUAGUUUGCGUGGCCAAAUCCCAUCACUCUGAUGUAGGGUUCUAGUGAUUUUUGUUUCUCAGUGUAAGAGCUGAGGUUAUAGUGAAGAGCUCUUCCCUGCCCCCAAGCAUUCUACUCAGUCUUCUCAGGUUCUCUUCCCACGUCCACCCAUUCACGGUCAGACUCCGUGCAGUUCACAUCGGAUCUCUGAGGUCUUCCUGCUAAUGAUACCUCAACACGGCUUGGUAGUUUUCUGUGUGACUCCGGCCCCAGCUCCUUGACACUCCGUUUUCUAGAAAUCGGAGCCUCACUCUCUUAGUAAUGAAGCAUUAAUGAGGAGGGCUGUGUCUUUGGUGACCGAUAGCACCUCCACCUUUCUGUCCCAAACCACGUACGCUCUCAUCGAAGCAAUCACCGAGUAUACGAAGGCUGUUUAUACGUUAGCAUCUCUGUAUCGACAAUAUACAAGUUUACUUGGGAAAAUGAAUUCCCAGGAGGAAGAUGAAGUGUGGCAGGUGAUUAUCGGAGCCAGAGUGGAGAUGACUUCAAAACAGCAGGAAUACUUGAAGCUGGAAACCACUUGGAUGACUGCAGUAGGCCUUUCAGAGAUGGCCGCGGAGGCUGCCUAUCAAACUGGAGCCGAUCAGGCCUCUAUAACGGCCAGGAAUCACAUCCAGCUGGUGAAGUCGCAGGUGCAGGAGGUGCGCCAGCUCUCCCAGAAAGCCGAAACCAAGCUGGCUGAGGCGCAGACCGAGGAGUUGCACCAGAAAACCCAGGAAGCUGUAGACGAGAGGGCUGACCAGGAAGAGGAAGCCUACCUGCGUGAAGAUUGAGGGCUUGUGCCCACCCCCCUGUCUGCCCCUCAGUGGGAAAGCGGGAGACGGCACCCACCUAGUGUUGCCCCAACUCUGCGGAGACAACAGGCUCGGCCCUCGCCAGGCAGACCGGAAGCCUUUUGUGAGUGGCCCUCUGCUCUCUGCCUCUGUGGGCCUGGUUCUUAGCCCUUGACGUGGUUCGUUCAACACUGUCCCACUCAGCACCUUCGUGCCAAUCUUACCUCACUCCCAAAGCAGUUCACCAACCUGGGCCCGAGGAGGAGGCGUCUUUUCUGC